Odocoileus virginianus texanus is the source of this 923-nucleotide messenger RNA. It is a transcript of the gene MDK, whose product is annotated as midkine. NCBI's taxonomy places the organism in Eukaryota, Metazoa, Chordata, Mammalia, Artiodactyla, Cervidae. Gene Ontology annotation, molecular function: growth factor activity. The record is from RefSeq and is a predicted model, not a curated record.
GAAAGUGAAAGAGGUGGGGCAGGGGCCAGGCCUGGUUUCUCGGGCCCUGUGGCCCGGUGGCUGGGCAAGCCCCCUCCCCCCUGGCCUCCACCGCUCUGGCUCCUACGGGGACCUGACGAGGCGAUGCUCGCGGUCCCGGCUCACAAGGGGAUGCAGCGCCGAAGCUUCCUCCUCCUCGCCUUCCUCGCCCUCCUGGCGCUCACCUCCGCGGUGGCCAAAAAGAAAGACAAAGUGAAGAAGGGAGGCCCGGGGAGCGAGUGCGCCGAGUGGACCUGGGGGCCCUGCACCCCCAGCAGCAAGGACUGCGGCGUGGGAUUCCGCGAGGGCACCUGCGGGGCCCAGACGCAGCGCAUCCGGUGCCGGGUGCCCUGUAACUGGAAGAAGGAAUUCGGAGCCGACUGCAAGUACAAGUUUGAGACCUGGGGUGCGUGUGACGGCACAGGCACCAGAGCCCGCCAGGGGACCCUGAAGAAGGCGCGGCACAACGCCCAGUGCCAGGGGACCGUCCGGGUGACCAAGCCCUGCAGCCCCAAGGCCAAAGCCAAGGCCAAAGCCAAGAAAGGGAAAGAAAAGGACUAGCGGCCAGGCCCCGAUGCCAAGGAGCCCCGGCUUCACCCGGAGGCCCGGCCCACGCCCUCCCUCCACAGGCUCAAGAUGUUACCCACCAGUGCCUUCUGCCUCCUCGUUAGCUUUAUCAAUCAUGCCCUGCUUCUUCCCUUUCACUUGCCCACAUCACCCCAAGUGCCCGAAGUGGGGAGGGACAAGGGAUUCUGGGCAGCUUGAGUCCCCCCCACAAAGGGAUUUGAUUCCCCGGUACCCACUUUUCUUUUUCCCCCAACUGGAUGCCAUUACUAAGAAAUAAAUAAAAUAAAUAUCUUUUUGUUCCCAAUAAAAGCUUUUCUUUUAAUAUAUAAAAGCCCCUU